Molecule: messenger RNA, 252 nt
Organism: Colletotrichum graminicola M1.001
Lineage: Eukaryota; Fungi; Ascomycota; Sordariomycetes; Glomerellales; Glomerellaceae
Exons: 2
Coding region: 1-252 (83 amino acids)
Source: RefSeq, a predicted model, not a curated record
AUGGUGCCUUUGCCUCGCCCUGAUACAGAGGUUGCAGAGUAUUAUCCCGAAAUCUGGGGUGCGAUCCGGAUGGGGGAGGAAGAGGAAUAUGAAUUGGCAGACCCCGGAAUCGAGGACGCUCGCAACAUCUACCGGGAGCAUGGGUGGCCAGACCUGGCUAGGUUCCGGCGACAGGAGUGCUACGACGCAUUGGUGGAUUUCCGAACGAAGGUUAUGGAAGAGGAUGAAGAAGACGGUUAUGGGCCUGCUUGA